AUGCAGAACGACCCACUGCUCCCUAAGCUCAUACCUCUCCCGCGGCCCAACCUUCCUACCGGGGCAUAUCGCUCCCCAUCUCCCAGUCGGCGAACCAACGUUGCUAUGAUAUAUGCACGGCCGAGCUAUUCUGCGUUCAAAGAAAUUAAUGCAGCGGACGAAGCGAGGAGACGAGCGGAGUUCGUGACCCCCGAACUCGACGACGCUGCUACGCACUCAGGCCUUACCCCGCCAACGCCAACACCCACUAGCUUUCCUUCAAAACAAGCCCGCCUGUUAGACCCACAUUCACCUGACGAUGAUUCCGGGGACGGCGAGGAAUACCAGAUGAAGGAAAGCAAGGUCGGGGAAGCCCAGCUCGGGGAUGAUUUCGUCGAAAACAACCUAUUGUCAGCUAACCAGCACCCGGAUCUGACGAUGGUCGAUGCUUUGGCUUAUAUCAAUUUUGAAUCAGCAUUGGAGGAUCCCGCAGUCAAUGAUGCUCUCGAAAAACUCUUCAAUUCCCCUGCCUUUUACGAAGCAGCAGAACUUGUGCUUUUGCCUGAAGAGACCCCUGAUUUGGUGCCUUAUGCGAAAGAUCUCGUCCUUUACAUGAACGACCAGGCUAUAAAUGAUGAGCACCUGGUCCCAGGGGGUGGAGCCAGGCUGGCCGACGAUACCGUCUUCCGAAAGACAUUUUUGACUGCACUGGAAUCAUCGGCCCCAACAGCGGCAAGUGAGUUGCUUGGCGUCAACAGCAACAAUCGUGGCUCGUUCGAUUCGGACAUCAUUCCCGUCUUUUCAAAACCAUCAGCCGUCGAAAACAACUUAUCGCCAGCUAACCAGUACCCAGAUCCGACGAUGGUCGACGCUUUGGCUUAUACCAACUUGGAAUCGGCGUCGGAGAAUCUCGCAGUCAACGAUGCUCUCGAUAAACUCUUCAAUACCCCUGCCUUUUACAACGCACGCUCGGAUUCCGCUCUCACCCCACCUACCCCAAAACCUACUCGCUUGCCUCCCCGACCAGCUCGCCAGUUAGAAUUUGAGACAGCAAGCAACCUCAGCGAAGACGAAGAAGAUGAGUUCAACGACCACCUGCUUUCCAGUCAUCGCCCUCCUCCCCGUAUAUUCCGCAUCUUCCUAACCAAACUAUGCCAAUGGGGUCAGCAGGUCGCCAUCGCUUUCGUUGAGAUUCCCGGCGCGUUAUUGGAUGAUCAAACAAAGGAAAUCCUCGAUAACCUAUUCGACAAUCCCAUGUUCCGCGCAGUGUUGAGUCGCGCAGCAGAAACCAUCAACUCCCCCAGCGUUAAUGACCCCUCUGUUAAUCUCAGCGACGAGAUCCUUACUCUGCUCAACACACAAGCGUUCACUGACCCAAAUUUAAUCAGUCAAGAUGGAGGCCCGUCGACCGCUGUGACAAGGGCUCAUCUGGCCGCGCUGCACGUACCUUCUCCUCCCAACAUGCUACUUACUCAACAAUGGCCAUAG
Mycena indigotica is the source of this 1467-nucleotide messenger RNA. RefSeq lists its product as uncharacterized. The record is from RefSeq and is a predicted model, not a curated record. The transcript is spliced from 11 exons. Bases 1 to 1467 code for a protein of 488 amino acids. Lineage: Eukaryota; Fungi; Basidiomycota; Agaricomycetes; Agaricales; Mycenaceae.